Mytilinidion resinicola is the source of this 1592-nucleotide messenger RNA. RefSeq lists its product as uncharacterized. The record is from RefSeq and is a predicted model, not a curated record. NCBI's taxonomy places the organism in Eukaryota, Fungi, Ascomycota, Dothideomycetes, Mytilinidiales, Mytilinidiaceae. The transcript is spliced from 6 exons. The coding region runs from base 180 to 1592 and encodes 470 amino acids.
CCUACCACGACCACGUCAGCUGGAUCAAUGAACCUACGUCGCAAUGACUGUUCGAACAGGAUGCGGGCCCUCCGCUGCUGGGCUGAGGGUCACCUCAAUGCCCCCUUCACUUUACCCUCACUACCUACUCACCCAACCCUACUCACUGAGCCUCUCGCUCCUCGGCUUCUUUUUGAACCAUGAACCACUGCGACAACAUAGCUAGGCAACUAGCCACUGAGGACGAUGGUGGGGAGGCAACUACUUAUAUCGUUGAGAGCAAAAACCGCAUCGCCAACAAGAAAAGGCUUGACAAACAAUGGGACGACUUUGUGACGAUGUAUGAUCUCCCAAAAAGCCUUCUGGAAUUUCAUGCGCCUCCAGCCUGCAAACAACUGGAGCUUUUCUUUCUUCACCUUGCACGGAUCUCAAACGGCACCAUCGGAGACAGGCCUACCGUCCGGUAUCUGCAGAAACUUUUCAUCUUGGUUAAGCAAUUAAUCCUUAUGCAAUCAGGCUUUCGGAUCCCACCAGCAGAUGUCACAUGUAGUAUCAACAGCCUUUUCCGAUGUGGAGAAGCAAUCAUAAAGGCCAAACCGAAACCUGUUGCUAUGUUCCAGGCCACCGAGGACAUCGUGACAUAUAGCUGGUGCCAGGACGAACAUGAGAACUCUAUUCCACUCUGUAUAGAAACAGAUCCGUCUGACUGGUAUACCUGCCCUGUUGUAUAUUUCAUUGCAUUAGCCCUCGCGGAUGAUGUCUUUAAGGACUUGAAUGAUUACCAUUCCAUCCGCAUCCCACCAACAGCAAACUCCCAUGCUUUCGAUAUCAACCCCGACAAGACAGAUCUACCUGUAUGCCGCAGAGUCAACACGGAUGGUAGUAUCUCUGAGAAAAUCAUGACAGGGAAUUCACUUUGGACAUACUUGGCCGACCUUGGGUACCGUUGCGGCUACAAAGACAAGCUUUCCAGCUAUGCCUUCCGCAGAGAUUGCGGUAAUAGCCUUGACGACAAAGUGUCUACUGCCAAAAGACGUCAAGUGAUAGGACACCAGGCCGGCUCCGAUUUAACCUACCAGAAGUAUUACUCCUCGACUACCAUCGGCAUAGAUCUUCCCUCUGUCGUUCGGGGAAGGGAUCAAGAUCAAGAAUACAUAGACUUUGCCCGUUGUAUUACUUUCGGCAGGGACACCAAUGCACCAAUGCCAGAAGGAUCGCUCAUCAAUAAUAUACCGUAUUUGGUCCCGGAACAAGAGCUCAAACAGUUGCAAGAAAAGUAUCCCAAGCGGGCGCGAAAUGACCUCGUGAAAAAGGCAAAGAAGGAUCAUUUUACAAGAAAGAGAGAAGCGUACUUUACAAACAUGGACCGCCAUCAACACGAACCACGGUCAUCGUAUUACUUUGAGGUUAUGCUGAAGUACGACCAUGCCCGAAGAGCCCUUAUCGAGAGCUUCCGGGACCCCAAAUCAUUAGACAAAGUCUUGCGCUCUCUGCAGAUACUAGCACACCCCUCAGCUCCGAGCCCGCAUUACUAUCCAGGAGCGGGGCCCAAAAACCACUCUCUGCCCUUUCUGCCUCGGGAGCUCAAAGAAAAAGGCAUUAGUACAAUAUAA